Molecule: messenger RNA, 894 nt
Organism: Rhincodon typus (whale shark)
Lineage: Eukaryota; Metazoa; Chordata; Chondrichthyes; Orectolobiformes; Rhincodontidae
Product: probable G-protein coupled receptor 139
Exons: 1
Coding region: 1-894 (297 amino acids)
Biological process (GO): G protein-coupled receptor signaling pathway
Cellular component (GO): membrane
Molecular function (GO): G protein-coupled receptor activity
Source: RefSeq, a predicted model, not a curated record
AUGGCGAUCAUAAUUCUGUCCCGAGGACAGUGUGGACUUUCUCGGUGCAUCACUUACUACUUGGUGGUGAUAGCAGCGAAUGAUUUCCUUGUCAUCAUCACUGCAGUCAUCUUCAACAGGAUUGGUGGCAUUUACUUCAGGUACAGUGUUAUGUCCACCACCCCCGGUUGUACGGUUAGCACCGUGCUUAUCUAUGCUACCCGCGAUGGGUCAGUCUGGCUGACAGUGGCAUUCACUAUCGACCGUUUUAUCGCCAUCUGCUGUCAGAGUCUGAAGACUAGGUACUGCACUGAGAAAACUGCGUUGCUGGUCAUAGGAGGCAUCAGUGCCAUGAGUUACAUCAAGAAUGUCCCUUUCUUCUUUACCUACAAACCCUUGUACACCGUGGAUGGAGUUCCCUGGUUUUGUGAUAUCAAGUCCGCCUAUUACACAUCGCCUGCAUGGCAAGUCUAUGACUGGCUGGAUCACAUUUUAACUCCUGUUCUACCAUUCUUCCUCAUUCUGUUACUCAACGUUCUGACCAUAAGACAUAUCCUAACUGCUAGCAGAAACCGGAGAAGGCUCCGGGGUAAUAACAAUUGCACAGAUCACGAGAAUGCCAACCGCAGAAGGUCCAUUGUUCUGCUGUUCACCAUUUCACUAAGCUUUCUCCUCCUGUGGGUCACCUAUGUAGCACAUUUCCUCUAUGUGCGGAUUACUGGUAAUGGCUACUUCACUGGCCUGGAUUUCAAGAACCCAGACUUCAUCUUUCAAGAGAUGACAAACAUGUUUCAGUUGCUCAGUUCCUGCAACAAUGUCUUCAUCUACGCAGUCUCCCAGACCAAGUUCCAAGAAAACCUGAAGGAGCUGUUGAUGUGCCCUUUCACCAUUCUCACUGGCUGUUUUAAAUAUUAA